Melanotaenia boesemani (Boeseman's rainbowfish) is the source of this 1864-nucleotide messenger RNA. It is a transcript of the gene mlf2, whose product is annotated as myeloid leukemia factor 2. Gene Ontology annotation, cellular component: cytoplasm; nucleus. Gene Ontology annotation, biological process: regulation of DNA-templated transcription. The transcript is spliced from 10 exons. The coding region runs from base 652 to 1392 and encodes 246 amino acids. NCBI's taxonomy places the organism in Eukaryota, Metazoa, Chordata, Actinopteri, Atheriniformes, Melanotaeniidae. The record is from RefSeq and is a predicted model, not a curated record.
CAAAAGAAAGAGCUGUUGAGUUUUCUUCAGAAGCUGUGGGAGUUGUCUCUUGCUCUGUGGGACCGAGGACUCGACCUGCUGGGCUACGAACUGCAGCCAUGAUUGUGCAAGGAGCAGGGCUUUCUUUCCUGCUUGUUUUUUCAAAGACUUUUUGUCUUUGUUUACCUGUGACUUUCCUCCUUAUUAUUUGUGUAAGAGGGCAAAAUAAAAAUGAGAGCUUGGACUGUGCAGCUUUUAUCUAGAAAAAAACAAGGAUUUAUCUGCAGAACCUCAAAUAUAUUCUGUACUUCUUCUUGAAUUUUGACAAAUAUAAAAUAUUUCUCUCUUAUUAAGAUUCAACAAUAAACUCAGAUGAUGCACAAAACAGCCAGAGAGACUGGCCAGAGAGGUAAGAAAGUAAGAGGUAAGAAACACAUUUAACACCUUGUUGUAUUAACAUCCAUAUGUUGCUGUAAAUUACAGGCUGCAGUUUUACAUCUGAAGUCAGAACAAUACAAACACUAUUGAUUGGGAAGGUGUGGAGAUGAAACGUGCUUUGAGACUUUAAACAGGAGGUUGAUGAAAUCUAAGAGGGGAAGAGAUGACAAAAAAUGAAAUGGUGGGGGAUACAGAGAGUCGACCUUCCUAUCAAGACAGGAGGAAGAGGAGAAGAUGGAGCUGCCAGAGCAGCGACCCAGCUUACAUUCGCCUAUGGAUCCUUUUGCAGCUCACAGGCAGCAGAUGAGGAGUAUGUUUGGACCAUUUGGUAUGGACCCAUUUUCUCUUGCUCCCCAGAUGCAGCCACACCGUGCACCACGGAGACCGGCUGGCCCACUUGUUCCAUUUGGCAUGAUGGGAAUGGGUGGAGGUUUCAUGGAUAUGUUUGGCAUGAUGGGAGAAAUGAUGGAAAACGUGGAAAGAAUGUCCGGCUCACCAAACUGUCAGACCUUUUCCUCUUCAACAGUGAUCUCUUAUUCAUCCUCAGAUGUGGGGGCUCCGAAAGUUUAUCAACAAACACAUCAAUCAAGAACAGGCCCUGGAGGGAUCCGUGAGACCCGGCAGUCUGUGAGGGACAGCGAGAGUGGCCUUGAGCGUCUUGCCAUUGGUCAUCAUAUUGGGGAGCGUGCACACAUCAUUGAGCGUUCACGAAAUCGCCGUACCGGAGAUCGCGAGGAACGGCAAGACUACAUUAACCUUGAUGAGAGUGAAGGUCCAGCGUUUGAUGAAGAGUGGAGGAGGGAGGCAGGAAGAUAUGUUCCCCCAAAUGCCCGUGGGCUUGAGUACGGCCAAGAUCGACGCGCAGGAGGACAGCAGCUGGCUCUUACCGCCCCUCCCAGCUCAACACCUCCACCUCAUCGACAUGAGUCCCCCAGACACCGUCAGCCCCACGCUCGUCCACGAUACGACUGGUGAAAAGGUGCCCUAUUUGGCAAGCAGAUGUAAGGAGUUGAAGGAACACUUCCCUGAUGCUGUGAAACACGCUGAAGACGGAAGUUGAUGCUUGCCACAACUGCCCGUCAUUAAUGUUUGAUAUGACUGGACUGUCUGAACAUGAGCAACAUAUGAUAUAUAUAUAUAUAUAAAUACACACAUGCACAACAAUACAUCACACAAUUGAUAGUUGCAUCUACAGUUCAUCCUCUUUACUGUUACACAGAGAUGCAGACACCCUUGUGUAAACAUGGGUGUAACUACACUCACUUUAUAUACACACACUCAUUCUCAAAACUUGACAUGUGUUUUUGCCUGCUGCACGAAAGUGCUGCAGUAUACAGUACUUCUACUGUACAGUCCAUUUAUGUUUGUGAGGACACUAGUGUGUCGGUGAAUUGAAUUGUAUACUGUUAACUAAUUAAUCUAAAUAAAGAUGCAUUAAACAUUGUUA